Aspergillus melleus is the source of this 654-nucleotide messenger RNA. RefSeq names its product DsbA family oxidoreductase. NCBI's taxonomy places the organism in Eukaryota, Fungi, Ascomycota, Eurotiomycetes, Eurotiales, Aspergillaceae. The coding region runs from base 1 to 654 and encodes 217 amino acids. Gene Ontology annotation, molecular function: oxidoreductase activity. The record is from RefSeq and is a predicted model, not a curated record. The transcript is spliced from 3 exons.
AUGAGGGUCAUACAAAUCGACAUCAUCUCCGACGCUAUCUGUCCCUGGUGCUACAUCGGCUACCGAAAUCUUCAGAAAGCCAUCAAACUAUACCAAAAGACGUAUUCGGGCGGAUCCCAAACUGCAUUUGACAUUACAUGGAAGCCGUACUUCCUCGACCAGGUUCCUCGCGAGAGCGAAUUGAUCCAGGAUCGAAUGCUCCGUCGCAUGAACCCCCAAAUGGUCCACGGUGCUCAAACACGCCUCAAACGAGUAGGCAAGAGCGUUGGUAUCGACUUCAAAUUUGGUGGAUGGAUUGGAAGCACGCGCAAGGCGCAUCAACUGCUCUAUUUAGCUCGCAGGGAGAGCAGUGAUCUGCAAUGCCGGCUAUCCGAGAUGUUAUUCCAAUAUCAGUUCGAAAAGGAGGCUGAUAUCAGUCAGUCGGACGUCUUGGUGGAAGCAGCGAUCCAGGCUGGGAUACCGGAGGAGAAAGUCCAGGGAUGGCUGGCUAGUGAAGAAGGCAUGGAAGAGACGGAGGAAGAGGCAAAGAAGAUUAGGGAGUCAGGGAUUGUCGGCGUGCCUCAUUUCAUCAUUGGUGGGACGGAGCACUUGAAGGGGGCAGAGGAUAUUGAAGAGCUGUUUCAGGCUUUUAUCACGGUGAGUGAGAGAAAGUAG